AUGAAGUGGACACUCCUUGCCCUCCCCGCCGUCCUGGCCUCUCCCUUGACCAUCUCCCCUCGGGAAACCGCUGUCCAAAUCACGGACCGCUACCUCUUCUUCACGGCGCUGCCCACAUUCCUGCAGUACCGGGCGCAGAAGAACCCGUCCACGCUCGACUGGUCCUCGGACGGCUGCACCUCUGCGCCCGACAACCCGUUCAAGUUUCCGUUUGAGCCCGCCUGCCAGCGUCACGACUUUGGCUACCGCAACUACAAGGCCCAGGGCCGCUUCACCUCCGACGGCCGGUACCGCGUGGAUCUCAACUUUGAGAAGGACAUGGUGUACCAGUGUGAGGGCGUCUCGGCCAAAAAGUCGUGCUGGUCGCUCGCGCAGGUGUACUAUUAUGCUGUGCGCGCGUUUGGCGCAUACGCGAAGCGCGACGAGAGCGGCGCCGAUGCCGCGAGUGCUGUGCCGGACGAGGAUGCGGAUGACAUUGCUGCGUACCGCGCUGCUGUUGCGCAAUACGAGCAAGCUGUCAAAGAGGACCAGGCUGCCGGCCUCCUCCCUGCGCUGUAA
Molecule: messenger RNA, 558 nt
Organism: Cordyceps militaris CM01
Lineage: Eukaryota; Fungi; Ascomycota; Sordariomycetes; Hypocreales; Cordycipitaceae
Product: phospholipase A2
Exons: 2
Coding region: 1-558 (185 amino acids)
Biological process (GO): arachidonate secretion; phospholipid metabolic process
Molecular function (GO): A2-type glycerophospholipase activity
Source: RefSeq, a predicted model, not a curated record